Penicillium brasilianum is the source of this 4395-nucleotide messenger RNA. The record is from the annotation of a GenBank genome assembly. NCBI's taxonomy places the organism in Eukaryota, Fungi, Ascomycota, Eurotiomycetes, Eurotiales, Aspergillaceae.
CCAUCACCUGACUCAGGCGCGCGGCUGAUUCAAGUGGACCCUCUGCCGUUCGGAGUCCUUUGAGCUCCCGCAGUGCUUUAUCUCGAGUCCUCUUUGUCAACUCCGUCGCGCCGUACGUCUCCCACUGUCAGCUUUUCAGUCUUGCUAGAUCGGUCUAGCACGAACUGACCUGGAUGCAGGCCGAGCGAGGAUAGGAUGGCAAGCCCGUUCAAUCCGUUUGUUGGCCGCGGCCAGAGUGCGGGAGAGGCAAGCACCUCUGGACGAGGCCGCGGGUCCACACGCGAGUCAAUAAGAGGGGGCACCGAUCGUGGUAAUAAAGGGGUUCCACGCGGACGAGGAAGAGGAGGAGGUCGUGGCCGGGCAAUCGCUGGUGCCUCAGCGCCUCGUGGUCGCGGUGCGGGCGCUGCUGCGAGAGGCGCGUCUCGUGCAGCAAGCUCAACCUCAACUUCCUCGACGACCACCAACGUCGCCAACUCGCCAUUCGCACAGCUGACCCAACCGAACCAACCCAAUCAAUUGGCCGCUCCACAAAACGUUUCCGGCAAACAACAAGCCCGGAGCAAGUCCCCCAUGGCACCUGGCGCAGGCAUGAGGGGCGGUGCCGCCGCUCGGAACAACACCUUCAGCCCUGGCGCAGCUCAACACACUUCUCGACAAUCUCCUUCGGUCAAUGGUCAUGGGACUUCCGGAAAGCUCACAUCCGCCGACCAAACCGCAAUGUCGGGCUCUUACCCAGAUCGCUACGAGCAGCUGAAACUUGAUCGCGCGAAACAAAGACAACGAGCUAUCAGGGAUGGACAGAUGGCAGAUCCGAAUCAGCCCACGUCGCUCAAAAAGGCCAUUAGGCCCGUGGGCACUUGCGAGAGCAUGUGCCCCGAAUUUGAGCGGGUGGAACGUAUUGUCCAGAAGAUGGUUGAUCGCAGCGAGAAAUUUCUCGAUCCGACGACAAAUACCAUGGAGAACGUGGAAGCUAAGAUGCUGAAACGCUUUCGACGUUCGGCAGCGGGCUACGAUGAGCAACUACCUUCUGAUAUUCGGACACCGAAGGCACUCCUGCAAGCGACAAAUUACCUGAUCCGGCAUGUGGUGGGUGGGAAUGAGCCCCUGGGCAUCGUACACAAAUUUGUUUGGGACCGCACACGCUCCAUUCGCAACGAUUUCUCGGUCCAGCAAGUCACCCACGAAGCAGAUGUCAAAGUUGCUGUGAUGUGCCUGGAGAGAAUCGCUCGCUUCCACAUUCUUUCGCUACAUCUACUUUCUAGCCCUGCGAACGAGGAACAGUUUGAUCGCCACCAGGAACGUGAACAGCUCAACAACACCAUGCUGUCUCUGAUGUACUACUACGAUGACAACCGCGGACGUAUGUUGUUCCCGAAUGAGGAAGAGUUUCGUGCUUAUUACAUCCUGUUCUCCAUUCACGACCAACGACCUGAUCUGGAAGCCCGUGUUCAAAAGUGGCCAGCAGCACUACUCAAUUCCCCUCGCGUCCAGGUAGCGCUGGAUAUGUAUGCAGCGGCGUGUAACGCAUGGGAAUACCAGGGCACGCUAGAUUCUCGACGACCGAAUGCCAUUGCGCAGGGCUUCUACACUCGCUUCUUCCACAUCAUCGACUCGCCCAGCGUAUCAUACCUGAUGGCCUGCGUGGCUGAAAUCUACUUCAACCAUGUUCGACAGACGACGAUCCGUGCUAUUUGGAAGGCCUACUGCCGAGCUCCGGCAUCGCAGCAGCACAAGAACGAGGAGUGGACGGUGGAACAGUUGACCAAGGUGCUGUAUCUUGACGACGACGAACAGACCAUCAAGUUCUGUGAAGAGCAGGACCUCCAAUUUGCUGAGAAUGCCAAUGGUCAAAUGUAUCUCAACUGGGGUGCUCGUCCUGUUGACUCUGUCGGUUUUUCACCUUCUUCCGAGCAUGCCUUCUCGGAUACAUACGUUGAGUCAAAGCGUGCUGGCCGAAACUUGGUGGCUGUCAUUCUCGGAAUGACCAUUCGAGAGGCUGCGGCCAUGGGCAUGAUCGAUGAGUCUUCAGUGCCUGAGCGCAUGGAUGAAACCCCUUCAGAAGUUCCUGGGGCCAUGGGCAUGAUCGAUGAGUCUUCAGUGCCUGGGAGCAUGGAAGAAUCCCCUUCAGAAGUUCCUACACCCGUUGAAAACACUCUCUUCGUGAGUGACAAGGACAACACGACUCCUGCUCCUACAGUGGAAAUCGUCCCUACGUCUCUGGACAGUGCUUUUCCAACCUCCGCUUCGCCCGCGAAGAAUGUAUUCAACCCUUUCCAGCAAACCUCACAAACGCCCUCGCCAUUUGGGAAUCACCCUCAAUCGAUCCAGCCUACCGCUGAGGCUGCACCCCCACAGCCUGCAAAUCCCUUCUCUGCCAUGUUCUCUGGCACUCCAGUCAAUAAAGCGGCAGAAACGGUACCGGCAAACCCGUUCGCUGCUAAGCCUUCACCCUCGCCUUCUCCAUUCGCCUUUUCGACGCCGGCCGAAACAACUCGGGCAGAGAGUGCCUUUACGGGUCCUUCUACGGCUUUCUCGGGGCCUGGGGCGACAGAAGCCGCUAAUGAGGGCACGCCCCCUGCAUCGUCUCCAUUUAGUUUCCCCAAACCGGCUGAAACAGCUGAGAAAGCCGAUGCACCUGUAACCACCUCUCCAUUUGCAUUUCCCAAGCCAACUGAGACGGCUGAGGAAUCUGGCGCUACCGCAAACACUUCCCCCUUUGCUUUCCCCAAGCCGAAUGGACCGAUUGAGAAACUUACCGCUCCUCCAACGAACUCUCCAUUCGCUUUCCCCAAGACGGCCGGGACAAUAGAGAAGGAGAUCACACCAGCAGCAUCGCUUAACCCAUUUGCUGCCUCCUUGUCUGCUUUUGUGCCCCCAAAACCGUUGGGACUACCGGAGGAAGUGACUGCUCCUGAAAAAGCCCUCUUCCCUACAACAAAGGCCAACUUAGCUACAUUGAAACCAUCGGAGGUGUCGACUGCCGAGGAGACCUCCGUGCCCGUGUCACAACCUGGCGAAAUUCUAUCCACAGCACCGAGUGUAACUCCAAAGCUUUUUGGUCCCUCGCCCGAGCCCUCUGCAUUCUCUGCAUUUCAAAACAAGAAGCCUCUGUUCCCCUCUUCGAGCCCCAUCGCGAGUACGAAUGCCGUCGCCGAGCCUUCUUCAAAUCAAGAAAAGGAGUUUGGGUUCCCGCAAAUCCAGCUAGAUUUAUUCGCCAAGCCCACGAAGCCCAAGCAAGGUGAAGCUACCUUGCCAAAACUACCAUUGACAGACGGUCCUGCGAAGAGUCCGGAACCGAUAGAGCCCGCUUUAUCUGUUUCGCAGCUUGACCAAUCGACCACCUCGCUCAGCUCAACUCAGACCUCUGUUGACUCCGAUAAUCUUCAAUGGCGUCCCCCACAGACAGAAGAGGAGGAACGUGCCCUUUUCAAGCGAAUCAUGAGGCGCGCCGAGGAAAAAGCGCAACGCAAGGAGGAGAAGCGAAAGCGAAAGCGGGUCCAAGAAGAACAAGCAUUGUCGGAUUCAUUGCGCGAAGAACGACUGAAAGCAUCAAAGCUAUCAACAUCCGAAGAGUCAUUACCACCCGCAAAGAGAUUCUCACUCGCGGAGUCGUCCAUCAAAGCUCUACCAACACUCCCUUGUCUAGAAAGAGCCAGGGCUCUUCUGGAGAAAAGGCCGGCUUCCGCUGAGCCGGAUACCGAGGUCACAAGGAAACGUCAACGUGAGAUCGACGAGGAUGAAAUGCUCCUCAAUUCUGCUCGCAUCGUUGCCGAACAGCUACGCACCGGGCCCAAGAUCUUCGACGACAUGUCACCGCAAAGCCUGGCUGAGUACAACGCGUACCACGCAUACUGGGAAGAACGGGGCAAGCGCAGCCGCUCCUACAGCAACAGCAUCAGUCCUUCUAUCACACCCUACGCACAGAGCGCAUCGCCACCACAGUUCCCACGCCAUCCUUACGAGGUUGCGUACGCACCCGAUACGCCUCAGGGUCUGGGACGUACGAUGUCUCGCACUGAGUACCGCAUUCGGAUGACCGGCGGACAUGGAUUGGCGUACAAGCCUUUGGAUUUCUCGCGGUUGAAAAGUCACAAGCAUCUAGACAAAGAAAAGGACAAGGGCAAGAGCCGUUUUGCGAUGAGUGGAUAAGAGGGGUUAACCUGCAUACUUUAUGUCAUUAGCAUAGUUUGAGGCGGGCGUUUCUGGAUGAAUCAGUUUGAUUCUUUUUCUGUUUAUGGUGGCUACGAAUGGAUCUAUUCGAGUCACAACACAUUGCACGGUGUUCGGGCGGUUCGACAGUCAUACCCGAUUUUUUCUGAUUAGCCUGAUAUUUGAUAUUGUUUCCAUGAAGACAAAUCAACUCUAUUCUUAUUUUAUAUUUUUUUUAUGCAUACU